This is a messenger RNA of Meriones unguiculatus (Mongolian gerbil), 3947 nucleotides long. Its product is annotated as general transcription factor II-I repeat domain-containing protein 2. NCBI's taxonomy places the organism in Eukaryota, Metazoa, Chordata, Mammalia, Rodentia, Muridae. The record is from RefSeq and is a predicted model, not a curated record. The transcript is spliced from 16 exons. Gene Ontology annotation, cellular component: nucleus. Bases 144 to 2954 code for a protein of 936 amino acids.
GAAAGGCCGCGUAAGGAGCGGCGGGGAGGAGGCGCCCUCGGCCGCGCCCCCGCGCGCUCCCGCCGCCCGCCCGGGCCGCUGCGCACGCGCAGCGCAGGCUUCAGACCCCCGGCGCGGCCCGCACGGCUGGGCCCUCAGGACCAAUGGCCCAAGUAGCAAUGUCCACCCUGCCCAUUGGAGAUGGAUCCUCAGAGAGCAGGAUGGUGGUGACGCUCCUCAUGUCUGCCCUGGAGUCCAUGUGUAAGGAGCUGGCCAAGUCCAAGGCUGAGGUGGCCUGCAUCGCCGUGUAUGAGGCGGACGUGUACGUGGUGGGAACUGAGCGAGGCUGCGCCUUUGUCCACGCCAGGCAGGAUUUUCAGAAAGACUUCACACGACACUGCCAGGGGGAAGGGCUCACUGAAGAGAAACCCCCGUGUCUGGAAAAUGGGACACAGGUCUGCCCUGGAGAAGCCCAGCUGCUCAGGAAAGCAGUGGAGGACCAUUUCUGCUUCUGUUACCGUAAAGCCCUGGGGACAACAGCCAUGGUCACUGUUCCCUAUGAGCAGAUGCUUCAAGACGAGGCAGCUGUGGUGGUUCAGGGCCUCCCGGAAGGCCUGGCCUUCCAGCACCCCGACAAGUACAGUCCUGCAACCCUGAAGUGGAUUCUGGAGAACAAAGCGGGGAUCUCAUUCGUCAUAAACAGACCUUUCCUAGGUGCAGACAGCCAGCUGGCUGGCCUUGGGAUGGUGACAGAUGCUGAGAGGCCAGCACCAGCACCAAAUGACAGCUGUGGCCCCGUCAGUGUGAAAACUGAGCCCAUGGAGGAUUCUGGCACUUCACCAAAGGCAGUAGCCGUGCUAGUCAAGACAGAGUCAGAGGAUCCCAAUUACUAUCAGUGUAACCUGCAAGGAAGCCAGCAUUCUUCCACCAGCAGUGAUGUCAUAGAAAUGGAAUUACCAUCUGAAGAGUCUACUCCACUGGUCUCCUCAGAGACAAAUGAGGAUGUUGAGGCUGAUGUGAAAAUGGAAGGAAAUGCAAAUUCAUCCAACAUUAUAAGUUCUGCAGCUGGUGUUGAAGAUCUUAGGAUUGUACAGGUGACAGAGCCAGAGAAUGAGGAGAGACUGUCAGGCAUUGAGAAAAUCAAACAGCUUCGAGAACAAGUGAAUGACCUCUUCAGCCGAAAAUUUGGGGAGGCGAUCGGGGUGGACUUCCCCGUGAAGGUACCCUACAGGAAAAUCACCUUCAACCCCGGCUGCGUGGUGAUUGAUGGCAUGCCCCCAGGGGUGGUGUUCAAAGCCCCCGGGUACCUGGAGAUCAGCUCCAUGAGGAGGAUCCUGGAUGCAGCAGACUUCAUCAAGUUCACCGUCAUUAGACCACUUCCUGGACUUGAACUUAGCAAUGUGGGAAAACGGAAGAUAGACCAGGAGGGCCGCGUGUUUCAAGAAAAGUGGGAGCGCGCCUAUUUCUUCGUGGAGGUGCAAAGCAUCCCCACGUGUUUGAUCUGCAAGCAGAGCGUGUCGGUGUCCAAGGAGUACAACCUGCGCCGUCACUACCAGACCAACCACAGCCGGCACUAUGACCAGUACGCGGGGCAGGCCCGGGACGAGAAGCUCCGAGAGCUCAAAGGGGCGCUGCGGAAGUACCUCCUGGGGGCCUCGGAGGCCGUGUGCCCCGAGCAAGCGCUCGCCAACGCGAGUCCACCCGCCAGCACCGCGGCGCGGCCGGUGGAAGACGUGGCCGGGAGCCUGUGGGAGAAGUUACGGCAGAAAAUCCGGUCGUUUGUGGCCUACUCCCUCGCCAUCGAUGAGAUCACGGAUAUCAACGACACCCCGCAGCUGGCCAUCUUCAUCCGCGGCGUGGACAACAGCUUCGACGUAGCCGAGGAGCUUCUAGACACCGUGCCCACGACGGGCGCCAAAUCCGGGAACGAGGUAUUCCUGCGCGUGGAGAAGAGUCUCAGCAAGUUCAGCAUCGACUGGUCCAAGCUGGUGAGCGUGGCCUCCACGGGCACGCCGGCCAUGGUGGACGCCGGCAGCGGGCUGGUGACGAAGCUCCGGGCCAGGGCCUCGUGCUGCAAGGGAGCCGACCUCAAGUCCCUGCGCUGCAUCAUCCACCCCGAGUGGCUGUGCGCCCACAAGUUAGGGAUGGGCCACGUCAUGGACGUGGUGGUGGACUCCGUGAACUGGAUCUGCUCCCGUGGCCUGAACCACGGCGACUUCACGACCCUGCUGUACGAGCUGGACAGCCAGUACGGCAGCCUGCUGUACCACACCGCGCUUAAGUGGCUGGGCCGGGGCUUGGUCCUCAGGAGGUUCUUCGAAUCCCUGGAGGAAAUAGACUCGUUCAUGUCUUCCCGGGGCAAACCUGUGCCCCAGCUCAGCUCCAGGGACUGGAUCCUGGACUUGGCCUUCCUAGUGGACAUGACGACUCACCUCAACGCGCUGGAUGCCUCCCUCCAAGGCCAUUCGCAGAUAGUGACCCAGAUGUAUGACUUCAUCCGGGCCUUCCUAGCGAAACUGUGCCUCUGGGAGACGCACCUGGCCAGAAACAACCUAGCCCACUUCCCCACGCUGAAAUCCGUCUCCCGCAGCGAGAGCGACGGCCUCAACUACAUCCCCAAGAUCGCGGAACUCAAGGCCGAGUUCCAGAAGCGCCUGGCGGAUUUCAAGGCUUGUGAGGGCGAGCUCACUCUGUUCAGCUCCCCGUUUUCCACCGAGAUUGACAGCGUGCGCGAGGAGCUCCAGAUGGAGGUGAUCGACCUGCAGUGCAACACGGUGCUGAGGACCAAGUACGACGAGGUGGGCGUCCCCGGCUUCUACAGGCACCUCUGGAGCAGUUACCCCAAGUACAGGAGCCACUGUGCCCGGAUGCUGUCCAUGUUCAGCAGCACCCACGUCUGUGAGCAGCUCUUCUCCAUCAUGAAGCUGAGCAAGAAGGAGGCGCAGUGGGGCCCGGCACUCCCCGUAGCCACGUGAGGGGGGAGGGGACAGGGCCCGUUAUCGCUGGGCCGGGAGCCGAGGCGGGACGAUCAGAGUUUUGAGUUCAAGGUCAGCCUGGGCUAAGUAUCAAGACCCCACUUAAAUAAAGCGAAAUCGCUGGAAGAGAAACAGAAGGGAAAUCUGGCCACCCCCCUCUACCUCCAUUGUGUGGAGACUUAGAAUGUUCCAGACCUUAUAGGCUGUGAGAUGGAGCCAACUGUUAAACCCCUGUUUAAUAAAAUAAAAGUUCCCCUUUCCCCCACUUGGAAUCAGAAUCCUAAUUUGUAUAUCACACCUGUUGAUCUGACUUUUGACUUCUGUCUAUAGUUGAGUCAUACCCAUAACUAUUGUAAUUCAGUUGGCUCCUCUUGUGCUUGACUGACUUUUUAAAGAUUUAUUUAUUAUUUACACAGUAUCCUGCCUGCACACCAGAAGAGGGCACCAGAUCUCACAAUAGAUGGUUGUGAGCCACCAUGUGGUUGCUGGGAAUUGAACUCAGGACCUUUAGUUAAAGCAGCUAGUGCUCUUAACCUCUGAGUCAUCUCUCCAGUCCAUGCUUGACUGGCUUAUGUCGUUCAUCUACAUUGUGCACUUUCAAUAAACCCACUGUGAAAGAGUGUGUGUUUGGCUGGGGGAGAUGGCACAUGUCUGUAAGCCCAGCACUCAGGGAGGCAGAGGCAGGUAUAUCUCUGUGAGUUUGAGGCCAGCCUGGUCUACAAAGCAAGUUCAGGACAGCCAGGGCUAUACAGAAAACCCCUGUCACAAAAAACAAAAACAAACAAACAAACAAAAAACGUGGAGAAAGAGAGAAAGUGAAGAAAGAAAAAGAGAGAGAAAGAAACAAACAAACAAAGACAGAAAGAAAAAGAAGAAAGGAAAGAAAGAACAUGUACAAACAACCAUGUGCCCAUAAGCCAAAGUUGGUGCAGUCCCAACUGGUCUCUGCCCCCUUCCUGAUGGAUUUACCCUAAAUAAAUUGCCUGUAUUUUC